CUAUUUGUUCUUUAUUUAAUCCUUAAUCAUUUUUCUCAAACCCCCUCUCUCUCGUCUUUACUACAGCAGUUCCCCUCUCUCUCUCUCUCUCUCUCUCUCUCUCUCUCUCUCUCUAGAAAAUUAGAGAUUUUAAAAUAAUAACAUGGCAUUUUUCUUUCUUUUGGGUGUGUGAAUUCUCUGCGUGAAGCAACAAAAGUCUUCUCUUUCACACCUAUUUCUCUUAAUCCCACAACCCCAUAUGGUGAUUUAAAGAAUCUUGUUCUAGGGUUUUUACAAUCCUCUUGGAAAAGCUUCGCCCUAAUUCACCCUUAAUCACAGAAAAAAGAAGUUCUGUUAUGGGUUUUUAGUGUUUUACAUUAGUAGUUGAGUUUCUUGGAUUUUUGAUUUUGAGGGAAGAUAUGGAAGAGGUUGAAGCUGCUAAUAGAGCUGCUGUUGAGAGUUGCCAUAAAAUCCUCAGCCUUUUGGCUCAGCCACAAGAUCAAGUUCAGUACAAAAACUUAAUGAUGCAAACAGGGGAUGCAGUUGUUAGGUUCAACAAAGUUGUAUCUUUACUCGAUAAUGGUCUAGGUCAUGCUAGGGUUAGAAUGGUCAAGAAAAUUUCAACCCCUGUACCCCAAAACAUACUCCUAGACACCCCCACCACCAUAACAACCCACCAUCAUCCACCAAAACCCCUUCAACUUCUUUUAGAUUCGCACCCAAUUCAAGAAGUUGGUUCAAAUGUUGUUAAGAGCACUCUUUCUUUAGCUAACCAUCAUCACCCAUCACUCGAAUUAAACUCAAAUGGUAAGUGUUCCAUUCAAGUUUCCCAAAAUACCCCUCACCCGUCUUCUAAUUACCAUUUCCUUCAACAACAAAAGCUCAAACAACAAGCUGAAAUGAUGUAUCGGCGUAGUAACAGCGGGAUUAGCUUGAAUUUUGACAGCUCAACUUGCACUCCUACAAUGUCAUCCAAUAGAUCUUUUAUGUCGUCAUUGAGUAUUGAAGGGAGUGUUGCUAAUUUGGAUGGAAGCUCUUUUCGGUUGAUCGGGUCAACCCGGUCAGCUGACCAAGCCUCGUAUCAACACAAAAGGCGGUGUUCGGUCAGGGGAGAUGAUGGGAGUGUGAAAUGUGGAAGUUCUGGUAGAUGUCAUUGCUCCAAAAAGAGAAAACAUAGGAUUAAGAGGUCAAUCAAAGUACCUGCCAUUAGUAACAAGCUUGCAGAUAUUCCCCCCGAUGAGUAUUCUUGGAGGAAGUACGGACAGAAGCCCAUCAAGGGUUCUCCUCAUCCCAGGGGUUAUUAUAAGUGUAGCAGUAUGAGAGGUUGUCCAGCAAGAAAACAUGUGGAAAGGUGCUUGGAAGAUUCAACAAUGCUCAUAGUCACCUAUGAAGGGGAACAUAAUCACCCAAGUGUUCACUUCACUGUGAAACGAAUAUGA
Lactuca saligna is the source of this 1418-nucleotide messenger RNA. NCBI's taxonomy places the organism in Eukaryota, Viridiplantae, Streptophyta, Magnoliopsida, Asterales, Asteraceae. The record is from the annotation of a GenBank genome assembly.